CAGCUGUUUCUCUUCGUACAACAAAUCCAAGAUGGAUGCCGACUUGUUGGGACAUCUUCAAAACGACGAGACGUACAAACAGUUUCUGGAGGAAGGUUUUGAUGCUCGAUCGUAUGCGAACAGUAUCAUUCAAGGACGAGCUAUUAGUGAGUCACUGGCUAAGCUAGCUGAUGGAGUUAGUCUACUGGAUAAGGAACUACAUGCCCAGGUUGUUGAACAUCAUGAUGAUCUCCUUCAACAAGCAACUGGAAUUGAAACACUAGAAGGUGUUCUACAGAUGAUGCAAGGAAGAAUUAACUCACUCAUGGCUUCUGUUGGAAG
Messenger RNA from Actinia tenebrosa (Australian red waratah sea anemone), 321 nucleotides. Its product is annotated as conserved oligomeric Golgi complex subunit 5. Gene Ontology annotation, biological process: intra-Golgi vesicle-mediated transport. Lineage: Eukaryota; Metazoa; Cnidaria; Anthozoa; Actiniaria; Actiniidae. The record is from RefSeq and is a predicted model, not a curated record. Gene Ontology annotation, cellular component: COG complex.